UACCCAUGUUUACCUGUGUGACGUCACGUUAUACCUGGGUGAAUCGCAGGGUGCAUUCUGACAGUUCAAGACAAGUGUCCGAGAGAAGUGGAGCGAUUGCAAUGUUUUCAUGUUUAUAGCUGGAUGUUUUUUGUAAAGAUUCUGAUGGAUUAAUUAAUUGAAAGUUAUUCUGUGGAAAAGCAGACAACAUGCCGGACGAAUCGGUAAAAGUAGCUGUCAGGGUCCGUCCCUUUAAUCAAAGGGAAAAGGACAGACAGGCCAAACUCAUCAUUAAGAUGCAGGGUCAGAUGACCACUAUCACAAAUCCAGAAACUCCAAAUGAAGAACCUAAAAGUUUUUCCUUUGAUUUCUCAUACUGGUCACAUGAUGGUUUCCAAGAGCAGAGCGAUGGCGUAUUAGUUCCUGCGGGCGGGAGUAAUUAUGCCAGUCAGAGAAGGGUGUUUGAAAAUCUGGGACAAGGCGUUCUGGAUAAUGCCUUUGAAGGAUAUAACUGUUCCUUGUUUGCCUAUGGACAGACAGGAUCUGGAAAAUCCUACUCCAUGGUGGGAUAUGGAAAUAACAAGGGAAUUGUACCAAUUACCUGUGAUGAAAUGUUUAAAACCAUGGACAAAAAUACAGACCCAAAUAAGAGGUUUGAAGUGACAUUUUCUAUGUUAGAAAUUUACAAUGAACAAGUGAGAGAUUUAUUAUCUAAAGACAAUCCUAAGGGUGGACUUAAUGUGAGACAGAACCCCAAACUGGGGUACUUCUACGUGGAAAAUCUCAAACGAGUCCCUGUGGGGAGUUAUGCUGAAAUUGAGAAGAGAACGGACCAGGGAACGGCCAGCAGAACGGUGGCAUCCACUAACAUGAACGCCACCAGUAGUAGAGCUCACACUGUAGUCACCAUAACGUUUGAUCAAAUCAUAAAGAAUGAGAGCGGAUCAGAGACCAAGAAAAGUAGUGUCAUGAAUCUGGUGGAUCUAGCAGGUUCCGAGAGAGCGGACAGUACAGGGGCCACUGGUGACCGUCUGAAGGAGGGAGCUAACAUUAACAAAUCCCUGUCUGCCCUGGGGAAUGUCAUCUCAGCUCUUGCUGAUUUGUCAAUGGGAACAAAGAAGAAAAUCAUGGUUCCAUACAGAGACUCCGUACUGACCAAACUUCUACAGAAUGCAUUGGGAGGCAACAGUAAAACAAUCAUGAUUGCUGCCCUAUCCCCAGCUGAUAUUAACUAUGAUGAGACAUUGUCCACUUUGAGAUAUGCAGAUAGAGCAAAGAAAAUCAAAAACAAAGCCGUAGUCAAUGAGAAUCCAUUGGAUAAACUUAUUAGGGAGCUUAAGGAAGAAAAUGAGAAAUUGAAGAGAGCCAUGGAGGGUGGAGGAAUGGUGAUGCAGGAGGGGGCGGGUCUCUCUCCUGAGGAGCUUGAGAAGAUGCGUAAGCAGAUGGAGGAGGACAUCCGAGCUCAGCUGAUGGCCAACCAGGCAAUGCUGAAAGAGAACGAGGAGAGCUGGGACGAUAAGCUAGCUGAGGCCAGGACAGAAACAGAGAAGAUUGACACUGGAGGAGCAGACAAUCAGAGAAAAAGUAAAGAACCCUAUCUGAUCAAUUUGAAUGAGGACCCCAUGUUGUCUGGGGUCAUCUGUCACUUCCUGAAGAACAGCGGAGAAACAACAGUAGGAAGGAAGGAUGCUAGUCCUGUACCAGACAUAUGUCUCAGUGGUCUGAGCAUUCAGAAACAGCAUGCAGUGAUUUUUAAUAACAAAGGUGUGAUAGAAAUUGAAUCAGUGUCAGGAAGUGGAUCAAAGACAAAAAUUAAUGGCUUACCUCUCACAGGAAGGAAGGCUCUUUGUCAUAAGGACAGAAUUCUCUUUGGAUCCAACCAUAUGUAUGUUCUGAACAAUCCCUUAAAACCUGAGACUGCAGAAUCAAGUCUUCCAAAAGAAAUAACUUGGGAGUUUGCUCAGAAGGAAAUUGCUCAGGUGAAAGGAUUUGCCACAGGUUCAGCAGGGCUCAGUAAAGAACAACAGAUAGUACAAGAGCAGGUUCUGGAGAUCCUGCCCAUGGUUUCUGAAGUGAAUGCCGUGUCUGAGGAGCUAAACAAACAGAAGUCUUUUGAAGUUGUAUUAAUCUCAGCGGCCGCCCAGGAGGGAGGGGACAUAACUCAGUCAAAUGCCUCCAAAGUAACAGUGAAAAUGAAAAAUCUUCUAAAUGGUAACACAUGGCUGUGGGAAAGAGGAAAAUUCAUCACAAGAAGAUAUCUAAUACAGGAGUUGUACCAGAAGUUUCUAGAUGGAGAGGAUGUGUCUCACAUUCCCAAGGAACAGGACCCUUUCUGGGAGCCCACUGAAGAUGUACUGGUGGGGACCUCCAAUCUCUUCCUCCAGUCUCUGUCUUAUUGUCUGGACUUCGAAGACACUCUCAACAUCUCAGAUUACAAGGGUCAGGAGGAGGGCCAUGUCAAGGUCAAACUGGAGCCCUGUGACCCCAAGGGCAAACCUAUUGAUGAGGAGGCAUUUGUGGAUGAUCCUCGUGAACUACUUAACAAACCUUAUAAUUUCAAGCUUACUAUUGAGAAUGCAAACAUCCACAAAUCCAGAUUCUCUAAAGGAAUCUUAGUUAAAUACUCUGUAAAGAACAAUGGAAAAGUGGAAGAGGUCAAAACCCAGACUGUGAAGAAUACUUUGACCCCGACCUUCAACCACUCCAAGGUCAUCUCCAUUCCUAAGCUGAAGCAGGAAAACCUGGAUUUCUUUGAGUCGGGUUGCAUCACACUGUCUGUAUAUGGGAUACAGGAGGACACACUGCCAGACCCCAAACUUCUGAAACUCAACACUAGGGAAUUAAGAGAAGCUUCAAUGUACCAGGAGUUAAGAGAUGUUACCAUUAAUCAGGAGUUGCGACAAAUGGAGAACAUGGAGAACUUGAACUCCCAGGCCCACGCCAGCGGUAGGCGAGGUACGAUGUUUGGUAACGAGAUCGCUUCUGAUACCUCACAUCUCAAGACAGAGGUGGUACUGUUACAGAGGAAGUACGAGAGACUGCAGCAGAAGGAACGACGAAUGCAGCAAAUCUGUGAAGAAUGGUCUAAGAAACCUGAUGGGGAGAAGCAGUUUGAGCCAUUCUUCCGAGCUGUUUCAGCAGCCGCCAAUAGCACAGGAACCAGACUCAAGACGAGAGUUCAGAUGCUUAAUCAGGAUGGCAAACAUGUCGGGGACGGGGAUACGAUAAGUUUAUUUGUCUUUGAUGAAAAUGAACACGAAUUGGCACAGGAGGCCAGCUUAAAUAACGGCGUUGUUGACUACCAUAAAGUAUCCAAGCACCAUUACCCGGAUCUGCAACUAACCAAAGCCAAAACUGAUUCUGUGAUAGAAGAGAAAGACGAGAGUCAGGGAGACCAAGAUUCAUUUGGCUCUGUAGACUUGGCACCGUAUAUGAACCCAGGCUCUGAGGACCGCAAUAAGGGGUUUACACAAAACGGCAAAAGGACAGCUCUUCUCUCUGAUUUAAACACCAAGAGAGAGGUUAUUAAACCGGCGCGAAAUGCAAUAAGCGAGUAUUCAGUGAGUCGAUAUUCCUGCCCUCCCCCUAAGAUUUUUGCUUGUUUCCCUAUAGCUUAUUUUUUGUUUUUAUUUUAUAACGAAAUAAUUCGAGACAGCAUCCCAUUGAGACAAAAAACUCCAACUACUUUGGGAAAAAAAUUCGAAGCACUUUUUCUGAUUUUCAUUUUUAAUAGUUUUAGUUUGUGGUGGCCAUUAGUUUGUCAAUUUCCAAGUUUUUCUUUUUUUCUUGUAUUUUUGUGUUCUUUUGUUUUAAUUUAGUUCUCAGAUUGUUUUGAAGAGUUUCAAUAUUCAAUAUCGAAGUGUGUCAAAGGGAACUUGAUAUGAUGUUCGGUUUUCUGAGAAAAACUUGCACAUUGCAAAAUUCCAUUCCUAUGAUUCCCGAAGUAGGAUGAACUAAAUUCAUAUUCAGACAACAAAUCCUGAAUAAGUGAUUCAACAACAAAAUCGGGGAACCAAUCAGAAAUCGUCCAAACUCCUUUGAAGGAGAGAGACCAAUUAAACUUCGUUUGAAAAGUUUGAAAAGUCGGAAAAACGACUUUUAUGUUCUUUAUGUCGUUGUAACCAAUGCGCGGACAUCUUGCUUGUCAGUUUUGGCAUCUACUGUUGGCAUGACAACCUCUCUAUAGCAUGAAAAUGUAACCAAUUAUAUAUAUCUCGGAAAUGCAUGCAUGCAAAUGUGGUUACAACGUAUUAUCAGCACAUAACAAUAACGUUCAUCUGAAUAUAAUCACAAUAUAUAAUUCAGUUCAAUAAUUUUGUUUUAUGAACAUAUGUUUUAUAAUUUUAUAGAUUCUACGUAGAUAUAUAUUAUAAAAUUAAACAGAAUCUUUUGUUAUAUAUUUAUUUUGUUUAUUUUUUUUCAUUUCAGUAGAUAUUUUGCAACACGUUUGUGCAUCUAGAUUUGAAAUUUUCAUUUUGAACAGUGUGCACACUAGUCUUGUGAAUGUAGAAAUAAAAUGACGAUUUCGUGUGAUUUUCAGUUAAUCAAAUUGUAUCCGAAGAAUUUUAAUUUGAUUUCAUGUUUCGUUU
Molecule: messenger RNA, 4568 nt
Organism: Saccostrea cuccullata (small rock oyster)
Lineage: Eukaryota; Metazoa; Mollusca; Bivalvia; Ostreida; Ostreidae
Product: kinesin-like protein KIF28
Exons: 27
Coding region: 189-3797 (1202 amino acids)
Biological process (GO): microtubule-based movement
Molecular function (GO): ATP binding; microtubule motor activity; microtubule binding
Source: RefSeq, a predicted model, not a curated record